AUGUAUUUUUCCGAAUCAGUUGCGGUUGAAGUUCUUAUCGAACAAUCGGCCUAUAUAAAAGGCUUGAUAUUGGAGGUAGAUAUUGUUAAGUCACUUAGAAAAGAAUUGAAAGCUUUUCGUGGCCUAUGUUUCGACAUAGAACGUUCUUCUUCUCAGUUACUUGGUGUUCUUGCGGUCACUAUUCCGGCCGUGCAAUAUUUAGCUGUUAAUAACGAUGAUACAUAUACUUACAUAUUAUCAUUUAUAGGAGAAGAGGAGAUGGGAACCUCUAUUUCUACCAUGGAAAUUUACUACUUCACCCAUUUUUUACGGCCACAUAAACAUGAUGAAUAUGGUCAUGAAAAAUUACGGUCAAUGCAUUUUUCUAAGAUGGGUCCAUCCUGGAAAUUUUUUGGUAAUUUUCAAAACAUUGAACAAUUCCUUUUAUAUAUAAAAAUAUUAUUAUUGAUGUUAGUUAACAAAGUUAACUCAUCUGAGCUUGAAGUAUUGAGACCGUGUAUUACUGUUUUAGAGGCUGAGAACACUAAGAUUAAAGUCAAGAAAGUUGAACUUGAAGCUAGUGAUAUUGAGCAUCUAAAGCAAGUUAUAGAAGACAAUGCUAAGCUUAAGUUCAGAAUCAAGGAGUUAAAAAAAAAUAAUGAAGUUAUUAGUAAACUUGAGUUCAAAAAUGUUAAAGUUAGAGUUACAAAAUUGGAAGAGGAUUACAGGUUUUUGCAAAAUGAUAAUAUUAUCAUAAUAUCUUGUUCUAUCAACAAUAGUUCAUCUAAUUUCAAUUCUGAUAAAUUAUUACCAAAAGAACUGAUACUAGAGGUUUUACUUUUUAGCUCCAAGUCAUCAAAAGAAAUGAAGUUUCUUCCAACAUAUCCCAAAGAGAAGAAGCCUCAAAAGCUUAACUUAGUUAUUCAACCAUACAAUAGUUUGAUAUUUGAAGUUAAUGAAAAUAUCGAUCUAGAUUCACUCAAGUAUCCUAUCUCUAAUCCAAUGUUUCAUAAUCAAAAAAUAGUUACCUGA
Molecule: messenger RNA, 1011 nt
Organism: Cetraspora pellucida
Lineage: Eukaryota; Fungi; Glomeromycota; Glomeromycetes; Diversisporales; Gigasporaceae
Source: the annotation of a GenBank genome assembly